Molecule: messenger RNA, 931 nt
Organism: Catharus ustulatus (Swainson's thrush)
Lineage: Eukaryota; Metazoa; Chordata; Aves; Passeriformes; Turdidae
Product: avidin-like
Exons: 5
Coding region: 238-810 (190 amino acids)
Molecular function (GO): biotin binding
Source: RefSeq, a predicted model, not a curated record
UCCCACCACAAUCUACAACCUCUUUCCACCUUCAUCCCCAGCCCUGUGCCCAUCCCCUGCUCACACACCUGUUCCCGUCCCUUCCUGCUUUCCCUCCCUCUUCCCCAUACCAGUCCCUCCCUCAGAUGCUUCCCGAGGCUUUCCCGGAAAGCAGUGGCGGGGCCGAAGAAUAAAAAGUCUGUGAGUCACUGGCAGGGCGUGAUUUGCUGCCACCGCUGCGUUCCGAGCUGCAUCUCGAUGAGCCGCCGCGUCCUCUCCGCUCUCGCCCUGCCGGCAUGGGUGUCCGGGACCGCGGCCGCGGUGGCGGUGGGCUUCCAGUCUUCCAAGACCUUCUGCCAGGAAGGUGAGCAACCUGAGGAGAAAAAGGCCAGCAAGAGAGAGGAAAAGGCAGCCAAAAGCAGGUGGUCUCUGAGCGGCUUGGGGAAAGGCACAAGGGAUAUCAAGCCGUGCAACCUGGCUGGCUGGUGGAAGAAUGAUCUGGGCUCCAAGAUGCAAGUGUUCAAGGUUGGCAAUGACGGAACCUUCUCUGGUGAGUACCACACCGCCGUGUCAAGCACCCAGAAACCCAUCCAGCCGUCUCCACUGACUGGCUCCCAGCACCUGGAUGAGGAUGGACAGUGCACCUUCGGCUUCACUGUCAACUGGUCGUUUUCAGACUCCACAGCUGUCUUUGUGGGCCAGUGCUUCAAUGGCAAUGAUGGGAAGGAGGUCCUGCACACCUCCUGGUUGCUGCGGGAGAAGGUCGACUCAGAGCCAGACGACUGGAAAGCCACCAGGGCCGGCCGCAACACCUUCAUUCGAACAGGCUGAAAGGAGGGAGAAGCAUCUCGUCUUAUUCUGGACACACUUGAGAAACGAGACACCUCUCAUCAGGAUCAGUGUUUCCAUCUCUGGAGGGAGAUGUCUCAAAAUAAAAUAUAUUUAAACAUAA